Bombus pyrosoma is the source of this 3937-nucleotide messenger RNA. RefSeq names its product synaptic vesicle glycoprotein 2B-like. The record is from RefSeq and is a predicted model, not a curated record. Gene Ontology annotation, biological process: transmembrane transport. The transcript has 13 exons. Gene Ontology annotation, cellular component: membrane. Bases 2333 to 3775 code for a protein of 480 amino acids. Gene Ontology annotation, molecular function: transmembrane transporter activity. Lineage: Eukaryota; Metazoa; Arthropoda; Insecta; Hymenoptera; Apidae.
CACGCUACAAUCUAGACAACUCUCGACACAACGGAUCCAACGUUCUCUCUCACGCGGACCAUACUCUGUCGACAACGCAACUCGCACUCUCUGACUUCUCGAUUGACACUCCUCGACUUCUCAACCAAAAACUGACUGCUCCCGCAUGUUUUUUGUCUUCCCGUAGACCCAUCACGCACGUGUUCUGCGAUCGCUCGUGGCCAAGGCCACGUAGGUCCUUCUUACAAAACUAUACGCUUGAAGAACCGACGACACAUUGAUGUGCCCAUCGGCGCCUCGGCUCUCGGGACAUUGUUUAUGGUUUAAGAACGCCUCGACUCUCACGACAUUGUAUGUGGUUCACUCGCUAACUCCUAGGCCUUAUGUCCGCGAUACUAUAUUAAUUAAAAAAAUUAGUUAAUGUAGCGGUACUCGACAGUAAACUUUCCAACGGUUUCUGUCCCGUAGCUCGCUACACAAAGACCUUCUUACGGAAUAUUUUCAGCUAACCUAAGGACCGGCUAUAAAUCUUAGGAUUUAUUUAGCUGAGGUCCUCCAAAGGGACAAAUAGUCUUUGUCUUAACAGUCCCUAUACCCGUCACCCAUUACGGGAAGAUACUGGAAAUCCGUUUUUCUCAUGUACGGUACUUCUCGUUAGCAACUUUCUCUGAAGGACGGUUGGCAUCCUUUUCCAACCAUUGACACAAAAUGCUAAUUUACAGCGACGUCCAUGUCCCUCAUUUUCCGAACCAAGGCUUUCCUUGACGAAUCCGAUAAUCUCGUAUCCUUAGACACACCUCAUCGUAGUUUUCCUAUGCAGCAUCAUCGUGACGGAAAGUCAGUCGUUAGACGCCUGUCCGAAUUGAUAGUUGGUAGUUUGCAGUAAUGAUAUAUUCUUUCUUUUUUUUAUAUUUAAUAAUUUACAUUCACAAUUUGUCCAAUUUGGACAUUUGGUGAAAUUUUUUAGCUGUUUGAUUAUCGUGUGGGUGGCUACCCCCAGCGGGGUACCAUCUUCGUGUUUGUUAGGUUAUAUCCUUUGUGAUCAAUCAAUCGUAUAUGACGCAGCAAAUAAAAUGAAAACGAAAACUGGCAGCCAAAAGCUGGAUCCCAUAGAGAACGAAUAAUAUGAGGUGGGCACAGAAUGAGACUCGCUCUUUUACAAUUACAUUAGAUCGUCUAAUGGUACGCUGCUCUAAGUAUAAGCUUCUUCGUGACAAAUUUUAAUCGAAACCCCCGCUUGUAGAGAAUCUGGGCAAUGAUAACAUUCACGCCCACUUGAGUUCAUAAAAGAAUUCAAACUAAUUGACAGACUAAUUCAGUACCUACGUAAUUGAUCUUAAGUUGUAGCUAAUAAGUUGUAAGCGACGUAAAACAGUAAUUAAAGAAAAGAACGUUCACGAUAACAGCGAUAUUUUAGGUUAUGUUCGACGUUCGUCGGAAUAUCGAAUCGUGAAAGAGACAAUCGAACCGUAUCAGUCCCUUGCGUACGAUUUAUAGUUUCUUUGAUAUAUCGUUUAUUGAUAAAAGGGGAGAUGGACAAUAAAUUGUGUGACGAGAUAAGAGCUUGAUUCCGCUUCCUACGGUUUCUGUAGAAUGAAGAAGGCAAGAUGCGGAGAAAAAUUAUACAGAGCAUUCGCUUUAAUGAUCCAUACGAGUCUUUAACCAUUUCUGAUAAAUUAAUAAAAGAAGUUGUUAUCUACGUUUAAUACGCAAUAUAAAGAAAUAAACAAGGUUACUGAAACACUUUGUUUCAACAAUACAAUCAAAGUUAUAUUAAUAGACUAUGCGAGUUCUUUCUUUAUUACUGCUGCAGAUAUUAAAGCUAAUUUAUUUGAUGUAUCUAUUCGGCGAACAAUUUUGAACAACGAAAACUUGAAUACACAAAAUAAUGUUUUCCCGAUUCGCAGUUGACGUCGUAUUACGUAUAUGUAUUUACGUAUUUAUCUUCUUGCUCGAUAGAAUUCAUCAAUGGCAGUUGUUUUUCAGCUACGAUUAGAAUCGUAUAUUCUCAAACGCACUAGACUAUUGGAUCAGAAGCUACGAGGUUCCCUGGCUGUUUUCGAUAUUCGAUGGAACGUAUGUGUGAUUCUUCAAUCACGGCUUCCGAUCGUGUUUUCAACAGCGUGUUGCUCUAGUCUGACACGUGGGGCGAGGAAAAGUGAGACGUGUUAAAAGACAGCCGACGCGUUAAAAAUUCGAUUUCUAAGAUAAAAGUGAAGACGUAAAGUCUGAGGAGUCUGGCCCCGCAGAUUUCGAACGAGCAAUAACUAAUGCCGGCUAUGGAAAAUUCAACUACUUGUUGCUGUUGGCCGUGUUGCCCGCUAGUUUCUCCAGUAUUUUCUCGUCAUCGGCGAUGUCGUACGUGUUACCAUCGGCCGAGUGCGACUUGAGGCUCACCAUGUUCGACAAGGGUCUACUCAACUCGAUGACGUUCGCAGGUAUGAUCAGCACCUCAUUUUUCUGGGGAUUUAUGACCGAUACGUUUGGUCGUAAGAAGAUAAUGUUCUACGGUUACAUAGUCGCCGGAAUCAUGAGUUUGGCGGCUUGUUUCUCGCAUACUUCAUGGCUUUUAAUUUUGUUCAAGUUUCUCGAUGGCGUAAUCAUGUCCGGCCCGUAUGCCGCUCUGAUGUCUUAUUUGGCAGAAGUACACAACGAUGCGCAGCGAUCUCGAACCUAUAUGUGGCUAGGGGUGUUUUUCUCGCUUGGAAAUAUUUCUCUACCAUGCAUCGCCUGGUUAAUCAUACCGCAAAAAUGGACCAUUAACGUUUGGACCGGGGUCUUAAAGAUCAGUUCAUGGCGUGUGUUCUUGGCGAUUUGUUCGUUGCCAGAGUUUCUUGCCUGCUUAGCGAUCUUCGCAUUCCCCGAGAGCCCGCGUUUUCUUUUGUUGAAAGGCAGAAGAGAGGAGGCUCUUGAAGUUUUCAGAAAGAUAUACUCGGUGAACACCGGCAAGGAUCCAGACACAUAUCCAAUAAAAGAUAUCAAUGACGAGCAUUCCGUUGAGCUGGCGAGUAACAGUAAGAUAAAGGACAAGCUACGUUCCUGCUGGCAACAGAUCAAACCACUCUUUCUAUCGCCAAACGUCUUCAAACUGAUCGCAAUCGGCAUGAUCCAACUGGGUGCCACGAUAGGAUCGAAUUCGAUUAGACUAUGGAUGCCACAAUUAUUCACAAUGAUGGAACAAUUCAAGAACGACUAUUCGAAAUACGAAUAUUCGAGCUCGCAGCCGCGCUUCUGUUACAUGUUAGGCCAACAAGGAGCCAAUCAUAAUUUCUCAACGAGUUUUGUAAACGAAACUCUAAAUGCUGCCCACACAUGCGUACCGGUGGAAUUGAACUCAAAAGUAUUCAUUAAUUCUAUAGUAAUUGCGGUUACCGGUGUAAUAGGAUACACUUUGGCAGGCACGCUCAUUACUGUAGUAGGAAAAAAGAAACUUAUAGCAACUUGUUUCAUUGUAGCAGCUGCUUGUUGCGGCUCGCUUUACUGGGCUGAAGACACUAACAGUAUUCUUGGUUUGUGUUCAGUUUUCGUAGCCAUGUCGAGCAUAGGUGGUGCCUGUGUCGUAAACGUUAUCGUCGAUAAUUUCCCUACGUGUUUAAGGACUAUGGCAGUUAGUCUAACUAUGAUGGUAGGCAGAAUUGGGGCGGUCAUAGGCAAUUUACUAUUUCCAGUGCUGUUUGACUUGUCCUGCUUGGGUCCCUUCAUUAUGAUUGGCUCUGCCUCUCUAGUAUCGGCAUUACUAGUGACCAUCCUUCCACGAAAAAAAUCGCAGAAGAAUAAGCCAAAGCAAAUUGCCUGACGAAAAUGUAUAUGAUUAAAAUGUAAUCAGUUAAUAAUAGCUGAAAAAAUCGCUUGUAAAUACACACCCUGUGUCUGGUCGUUGAUCGAUUGUAAUUUUCGGUGCAUGAUUUUUCAUCAUGUAAAUAUGUAAAUACAAUACAAUUACACUCAUGUAGCAUAA